Molecule: messenger RNA, 5471 nt
Organism: Notolabrus celidotus (New Zealand spotty)
Lineage: Eukaryota; Metazoa; Chordata; Actinopteri; Labriformes; Labridae
Product: partitioning defective 3 homolog B-like
Exons: 16
Coding region: 48-2501 (817 amino acids)
Biological process (GO): cell adhesion; establishment of cell polarity; microtubule cytoskeleton organization
Cellular component (GO): adherens junction; apical plasma membrane; apical junction complex
Molecular function (GO): phosphatidylinositol binding; protein binding
Source: RefSeq, a predicted model, not a curated record
UCAACGGUGUGGACAUCACAGGUGUGGGACAAGAAGAGCUGGUGUGCAUGCUGCGCAGCACGCGUCAGGGAGAGAGUGUGAGUCUUGGGGUUCUACGGCAGGAAGACAUGUUCCUGCCCCGAGAGAUGAGGGACGAUGUGUCCCGUGUGCCGGUCUUUGUUCCUGAGAACGGGAAGGAGCAGCUAAUGUUCGAGGUGCCCCUUAAUGACAGCGGAUCUGCAGGACUCGGCAUCAGCCUCAAAGGAAACAAGUCGAGGGAGACAGGAGAGGACCUGGGAAUCUUCAUCAAAUCCAUUAUUCAUGGAGGGGCUGCAUACAAGGAUGGGCGUUUGUGUGUCAACGACCAGCUGGUAGCAGUCAACGGAGAGUCGCUAGUGGGGCGCUCCAACCAUGUUGCCAUGGAGACGCUCCGUCGCUCCAUGUCACAGGAGGGAAACGUAAGGGGGACCAUCCAGCUCGUUGUGCUAAGGACUCUGAAGGAUCAAUACGGGGUGUCACCAAACCGCUCAUUUGACAGUUCCUCUGGUCUGUCCGGAACCAUGAGCCCAGAGAACGGUCCGACGGGGAUGCUGAGUCAGACUAACGGCCAUAUUCACCCUCCCAUGAUGAACAACAGUCUGUAUACAUCCAGUGUGACCAAUGGGAACUUUAGUCACAUGGAUGAGGAUGAGGACGGAGAGCUUUAUGGACAUGAACCAGAGUACAGCAUCUCGACCCAGCACUCCUCCUCUCUACAGGACAGGGAAAACUCUCACAGCACUUCCAUUGCUCAACCCCAAUCCCCUACCCAGAACCAGAACCAGAGCCAGCGGCAGUUCCAGCACGUCAAAGCCUCCAAAAGCAUGGACCUGGGUACGACUCAGAACCAGCAGCACACUGUUGCAGAUGAGAGCAAUGUCGGAGCCUUAGUUGGGAUCCCUGCAGCUUCUUCAGCCCCCGUAGAACUGGGACCUACCCUCGGCUUGAAGAAGUCCAGUUCUUUGGAGAGUCUCCAGACGGCCAUGUCAGAGGUGAACAGAAAAAAUGAUUACCUCCCGUUUCACCGUCCUCGCCAGAAUAUGGUCAGGGGAAGAGGCUGCAACGAGAGCUUCAGAGCAGCUAUUGAUAAAUCAUAUGACGGACCAGCUGAAGAUGAAGAUGAUGAUGAUUCUGAGCAAAGCUCAGGCCGGGACACUCCUGCAAGUGGUUCAUCCCGCCAAGGAGCGGGGGAUCGGAUAGAGGAGAAAGGCAAAAAAGACAAGAAGAAGAAAGCAAAGUCAAAGAAGAAGGAAAAGAACAAGGGAAAGGGGAAGGAGAAAGAGAAAGAGAAAGAGAAGAAGAAAGCAGUGGAGCCUGAGGAGACUGAGAAGAAGAGCAAGAAAAUAGGCUUUGGCCUUCUGAGAUUUGGGAAGAAAAAGGAUGAGAAGAAGGAGGCGAAAGCAGCUCUGCAGCGACAGAAGUCUGACAUCCUGACUGACCAUGAGUUUGAGAGGAUGAGAGAGGAGAGGGAAAGAAUUGAGGCUGCUCACCCUGAGCUGCGAGAGCAAAGAUCCAAAGACCAGCAGCUAGGCAGCGGAGGAAUGGCUUUCCCAGACGUCGAGGAUGACGACGCAGACCCGAACUACGCCCGAAUCCAAACCUUCAGGGACCGUGAUCCGGGUUCAGUGCCACAACCGAUGUCUCAAUCACCUCCAUACAGUACGAUACAACACACCUACGCCCGCACGCCUUCCCCCCAAGGCCCUCCUGCCUUUCCUGGACAUGGAACUCAUGGCAACAACCCAGGAGCCGUCCCUGAUGACAACCACAUCGAUAGGCUGUACGCCAAGGUCAAUAAGCAGAGGGGAGGAGCUGGAACUGCAUCUCCUCCUGUUCCUGCUACUGGCAAUGAAAGUGUGGACCGGAUCCAGCAGCUGAGAAGAGAAUACCAGCAGGCAAGGAGAGAGGGAGUAGCUCCACCUUAUGAAGAGGACCUGCGACGCAGAGGACAUGAAAAUGACGCUCACAGGAUGCCUGGCAGAGGGCCAGAUCCCAGAUUGGCACCACGUUAUGAAGAAGUGGAACGUCAGUACGCCUCCUUACCAAGACGAGGUCCGUUGGAACCAGCUGAUCAUGUCAUGCAGCCUUGGUCGGGUCAUUAUCCUGCAGCUCCCCAGGCCCCACAAGCGUAUCCACAGUCUCCAUCCUACCAUAACCCCAACCCCGGGCCGCCUUACUCAGGCUAUACACCUAGUCAGCAGUAUGCACGUCCAGUGGACCCUCGAGGCAUGGACCCCGGGUACUACCCACACCCAAGCACCCAGCAGAGAGGCCCCUUGCGACAGGAUGUGCCUCCAUCUCCUAUCCCUCCACUUCGCGGUCUACGGUACGACACUAUGACCCGUGGAACUGGGGGUGGAGGCUACAGGCACAUGGUGGAUCACAGUCCAGACCAAUAUGGCUACAUUAAGGAAGGAGGGAGACAGCAACAGCAACACCAAACCAACCAGAGACAGAAGAAUGCCAUGACUGCAGCUGUGUAGAGCCGUCAGGUCCAGAGAUGAAAUGAGCAGAAUGCUAACUGCUUUGUGUUGUGUUGCUCCAACGCUCCUGGUACUGUCAUGAAACAGAGUUGACACCUCUACAUGGUGUGAUUUGAAUCACCAUGGUUAUCAAACAUCAUCUAAGCUGUUUGAAGGAUAUGGUAAUACACAGACAAGCAAGGUAAAGGAGGUUAAUUAUAAAGUGGCCAGUGUGCACAUAAUAUCUUGUUGUUUGAAGUCAUUUAAAUUGCUUUGAGUCUUCUGAGAGUAAAACAUUGGCAGGGGUUUCACACCGUGUCCACGCUCUGCGCUACAAAGGUUUUCCAUUUAAAUUAAGGCCGUAAAGGAACACAAGCAGCUUUACUCGCCCGUGUUGAAUCAGGUCGUUUCAUUGCUUUUGCUGCAUGAGCAAGAGGAAUUAGUAUUUUAAAUAAUGUGCAUGUUUUUUGCUUCCUUGCGGCCUUUGUAAAGGUGGCCUUUACAAAGAAAAAGGACACAUUUAAGUGUCAGUAUUUGGUUCUGUUGAUUGGGAAUUCUAUUCUUGAGACUGAAGCAAAUUUGUGUUUGCAUGAAAGUUUUAGUAAGGGCUCUAUUGGUUGAAUUUAGAGUUCAAAAUGGUCCUCAGUCCUAAACCUGUGUGAAGAGAACCAAACUGAUAAGAAGAAAUUUACAACAAAGAAUAACAAGACAAGACAGAACAUCCAUCCAUGCCAGAUUAUUAGAAAUAAUACUUCUUCAAAGCAUUUAAGUGCUCAACUUUUCUUUAUGUGAAGUGUCUCACUUCCCUAAACAGGGCGAAAACCACUUGAUGAAAUGAUACAUUAUAUACCUGUAACUUAUCUGACUUACCUUUACAGUCUAUUGUAAGUAAUCAAUCAAUUCAUAAGAGAGUUUGAAUGAUUGAAGUUUUCCAAAUGAAGCCAACACAAAACAUAAAUUAGUAUGUGUAAUGAUACAUUUGUUGAAUUACAUAAUGUUGCUUUCAUUUCCAAUAUAUUCUUCACUUUUGAGAUGAGUGUAAAGAUGUAUUUAAGCACAGGACUGGUAUGAUCCGGGUCUGAAACAGUGUCUGGAGUGAACAGUACAUAUAGAUGACUCAGUCUGUGAACCAUUUCACUCAAAGAUGUACCAAACCUCCCACUACGUCCAUUUGUAUUCAAUGAAAUAAUACCACUAAAGGAACAACAUUUACCUUUGAAAGAUAGAACUUUCUUUAAAUAACCUCCACUUGAAUGUAUGCAAAAUUCUUGGACUACAUAUUUACAGUUAUCUGUAUUCAAUCCAUGGAGUCAAUCUGUGUUAAACCAACGUCACUAUAGGUUUGUCUUAAACAAGGCCACAUUAUCAAACUCUCCUCGAAAUGAUCCUUUCAGCCUACAGACUUUAACAUUAUCAGAUAAACCUUUUAAGAUAAAGACAACCCUUAGGUGAUAAUAACAAAAAACACUCCACGCCAAGUAAUUUGAUAUCAGCACUAAAUUUACACUGUAACAUGUUUUUGAGACUACCUUUUCCUCUACCAGAAGUAUUGUCUAGUAUUUUAACAGUGUUUUAUCAAAACAUCUCUUCAACUCAAUAAUCACAGAAGACAAUAUACUUUGAUCAGCCAUAACAUUGUGACCACCUAUGGGGAAGUGAAGGACUUUGAUUAUCUCAUUGCCAUUGUUCCUGUCAGUAUGUAGGACAUUUUGUCCUCAAAGUUGACGUGUUGGACGCAGGAAAAAUGGUCAAGUCCAAGGAUGUGAGCGGCUUUGACGAGGGCCAAACUGUGAUGGCUAGACAACUGAGACAGAGCAUCUCCAAAACUACAGCUUGUUUGGGUUGUUCCAGGUCUGCAGUGGUCAACACCUACCAUGAAGUGUCCAAAAGAGGAAAACUGGUGAACCAGCAACCGGGUCAUGGACGGCCGAGGCUUGUUAAAGCUUGUAAGGAAAGAAGGCUGGCCCAAUAGUGGAGCUACUGGAGCUAGUUAAUGCUGGUUCUGAUAGAAAGGUCUCAGAACACACAGGGCAUUGUAGUCAGCAGUGGACAUUGGACUGUGGCCAUGCUGUCCCAUGUCCACCGCUGACCCCCUGCAACAGGCAUCUGAACUGGACCAUGGAGCAUUGGAAGAAGGUGGCCUGGAGGAACAUGACAAUAGGUUCAAGGUUUCUUUUGAUCUCAAUCCAGCACACCAUCUGAGGGAAGUCCUCAGAUCCUUGGAGGCCCCACCUCGCAACUUACAGGACUGAAGGAUCUGCUGCUAACACCUUGGUGCCAAAUACCACAGCACGCCUUCAGAGGCCUAGUGCAGGUCAGGGGUGUUUUGGCCCUGCGGGGGGCCUAAAUAAUACAAGGCAGAUGAUCAUAAUGUUAUGGCUGAUCUGUAAAUAAUGGUGCUUUAGUCGAAAUAGCAAUUCGUUACUUGUGUAAUACAAGAAAUGAGCGAAAAUGCCAAUGAUACUGGAAAAGUCAGAUCGUUUAUAUAACUAUAAAGUCCAUAACCACUAUGAUGGCCCACUGAGUCUUAUUUUAGUCCUCUAUCAUGUUCACUCUGCAGAGUAGUUGAAGUCCAUUAAAAGGUGUCUUUACUGUUGGGUAAAGCAGGCAGUAAAAGGCCUCUCAUAUCUGGGCACCUGUCCAGUUUCAGAGCUCAUUUUCUCUCCGUAUCACCGACCUGCCUCUUUCCUUUGUGUUGUCUGUGUAUGCCAUGUACUGUAGUUUCACUUAAUGGACGAACACAGCACAUAUCUGUGACCUGGUAGCGUAGGCGUAACUGUGUGUUAAAGUGGACACUAGUCCUGUUGAAACUCAGAUUGAGCGGCAGAGUGCUCUUCUCACUGCUGCACCAUAGUGUAUAUCCAUUUAGCCACUUACUGAACCAUCAAUUAAGUGUAACUAAGAGUUAGAGCCUAGCUUAACAUUUCUGUGUUUCACUCCACAAAGCUCAGCAGUAUUCAUUUCAAAGGAGAUUAAACACUAAAAAUGACA